ACCUGCUGAGUGUCCCAUGCACAAGCAGGCUGUGGCAGCCCCUCAGCAGUGCCCUGUUCAGCAUGACGCAGUUCCUGGGGCAUCAGAAGUUCCUGUUAGGCCUCAUGUCAUUCCACCAGGUUCGGUCAUCCAUCUGAGUGCCCUAUGCAUCAGUCCAAUCAACAAGAACAGCAACCACAGAUGGAAUUCCCCACGGAGUGUCCUAUGAGUGGUGGCGGUAGCAGUACAGUUGGUGGUCCAGCUCACCAGGCAGGUCUGCAUUUUGGGAAGGAAUAUGCUGGGAAGUAUGUUGAUAUCAACCCACUCAACAUGGAAGCUUAUCCUACGAAACCUGCUCCGGAUCAGCCGUUUGAUUUGUCAACUGAAAGACAAGUAUCAACUAUUCCGAAAGCAGAUACAAACAAUGAUCACUGGGUAUAUCCCUCCCCGCAAAUGUUUUGGAAUGCAAUGCUGAGAAAAGGAUGGAGAUGGAAAGAUGAUGACCUCUCCCAGAAGGACAUGGAACACAUAAUCAGCAUACAUAAUGUCAAUAAUGAAUUAGCAUGGCAAGAAGUGCUGAAAUGGGAGUCUCUCCAUAAGCAUGAGUGUGGCAAUCCAAAACUGAAACGAUUUGGUGGCAAAGCAACAGAGUAUUCGCCACGAGCUAGAAUGAGGAGUUGGCUUGGUUAUGAGUUACCUUUUGACCGCCACGACUGGAUUGUUGACCGUUGCGGCAAAGAAGUUCGCUACAUUAUCGACUACUAUGAUGGUGGUGAUGUUGAUCCUAAGGACUACAAGUGCAUCCUUGAUGUUCGGCCAGCUAUGGACUCCUUCGACAAACAUCUGGACAGGAUGGUUGUUUGCCGGUGGCGCUGGACGAGGAAGGAAGAAUAACUUACUUUAUUUUAUAUGGUCAUUGUUGAGCAAAGGAGAUAUUUGCUCUAUAAAGAUGAAUUGUUACACGUUGCAUUGAACUGAUCACUGCCCAAGACAAAUCCGUUAGAAUGUUCAUGCUUAUUAUACUUAAGCAAGUUUUCUUAUCCAAGUACAGGGGAUUAAUAGUUGUAUGAACAAAGAUGACACAGGUCAGUAUACUGUACCUUUGGAAAGUAAUUUGCCUAAUUCUUUCACUUUUAGAUGCAAGUAGCUAUUUUAUGUGUUAAAAAGUUAUGAAUGUUUUUUGUAAUUUCUU
Molecule: messenger RNA, 1171 nt
Organism: Macrobrachium nipponense
Lineage: Eukaryota; Metazoa; Arthropoda; Malacostraca; Decapoda; Palaemonidae
Gene: Cchl
Product: holocytochrome c-type synthase-like
Biological process (GO): cytochrome c-heme linkage
Cellular component (GO): mitochondrion
Molecular function (GO): holocytochrome-c synthase activity
Source: RefSeq, a predicted model, not a curated record